Molecule: messenger RNA, 1271 nt
Organism: Phaedon cochleariae (mustard beetle)
Lineage: Eukaryota; Metazoa; Arthropoda; Insecta; Coleoptera; Chrysomelidae
Source: the annotation of a GenBank genome assembly
CUGACUUCUGUGUUCUGUGUCAGUUCUGUGGAAGGAAAUCAAAAUCCAAAAAAUUCUGGAUAAUAUAAAUAUAAAUUAUACAUUUUUGGAGAAGAUAUUUUGGGAUUUUGCGAAUUGAAAGUAUUAAAACAUCCAUACAGAAAACUUCGUUGAUACGUCUGAAAAUAGAAGUAGAUUUUCUAGUUGCUUAGGACAGGAGGAUGAAAUAAAGCAUAUUGAACAAUGGGGAAUACAGUUUCCGCUGCAGAAAUUGCCGCAUCACAAAUAAUACAUCCAAAUGAACCUAGACACACUCAGCACAAGCAUCCUGAUAUCCAUGAUUAUCAUGGAGAAAUACCACCAGAGUGUCCUAUGCACAAUAAAGCCAAAUCUGAUGAAUUAAAUCCUCUGAACAUGAUGGGUCCUGCUAAUCAAAGUCCUGCACCAGGACAACCAUUCCCACUGUCAACUAACAGACAGGUUUCCACAAUUCCUAAGGCAAUUGUAAAAGAAGGAGAAGGCCCAUUCUGGGUGUAUCCAAGCCCUCAGAUGUUCUGGAAUGCUAUGCUGAAAAAAGGCUGGAGAUGGAAAGAUGAUGAUCUCAAUCAGAAAGACAUGGAUCACAUCAUAAGUAUUCAUAAUGCAAAUAAUGAACAGGCAUGGCAAGAAGUAUUGAAAUGGGAGGCAUUACAUGCACAUGAGUGUAAAGAUCCUAGAUUGAAAAGUUUUGGUGGUAAGGCAGCAGACUAUAGCCCUAGAGCUAGAAUGCGACAAUUGAUGGGCUAUGAAUUACCUUUUGACAGACACGAUUGGAUAGUAGACAGGUGUGGAAAAGAAGUUCGCUACAUCAUUGAUUAUUAUGAUGGAGGCUCAGUGGAUGAUAAAUAUAAAUUCGCCCUUUUGGAUGUGAGGCCUGCCAUGGAUAGUCCUGAGAAUGUUUGGGACAGAAUGAAAGUUUGCUGGUGGCGAUGGUUCUACAGUGAUGAAUGAUUUGGAAGCAAGUUGAUUUGGAGAACUAAAGAUGAGAAGUAAGAGUCUUCAUAGUGAAAAUAUGUAUUUGGUUUGUCACUUGAUACUGAGGUCAACUUUGAAUGUUGGUUUUGAAAUUUUGUAUGCAAAUAAACAAACUUGUUGGUUAUAGUUUACCCCAUUUAAGGAUAUUGUUCCAAAGUUCCAACACAUUCACAUAUUUCUGUGUAUGUAAUAGCUGAUGCAUAUAAUUAUAAUAUACCAUCUUUUUCAUGAUUUGUAUAUUUCUCCAAAAUUAUAUGAAAUAUAGCAAAAUGGCUGAA